Sclerotinia trifoliorum is the source of this 4337-nucleotide messenger RNA. The record is from the annotation of a GenBank genome assembly. Lineage: Eukaryota; Fungi; Ascomycota; Leotiomycetes; Helotiales; Sclerotiniaceae.
CUUUCAUCUCCCCUUCCUUUAACAUCAACAACGAAUCAAACAAUUUCAAGGCAAAACCACGAACCAACGACCCAUUUUCAAUCAUUGUUACCCGAAUCGAGGACUUUUGCACUUUUCACGAUAACGAAUCAACUCUCUGCAAUCCAAUCCAAUCCAAUCGAAUUCAAUUUCCCAGCAAAGCAGCAAAGCAGAAAAGCAUUGAACUUGCACAAAUUUCAGUCUCUAGGUACGAGUAGCUCAAAUUUCCGUCGAUUUGUCGCAUUAUUGCAUCGCCGCAUCGGACUUUACACUAAAACACCUUACCUACCUAAAGGUCCCUAAACACAACAUAAAGGGUGCUUUAAAGAAAGAAGCACAAGCCAAAAGGUUUCGCAAAGGGAAAUUCAUCCAUUUACGCUCGUGCCUUUUGCCCUCUUUUUAACGCAUUCACAAUUCACCAUCAUUGAAGGGCUGACGACACGGAUACCUACCUGUCAAUCUAUUUUAUUUGCCUAGGUACCUACCUACUGCCUACCCAACUGCCUAUCUGCCUAUCUACCUACCUACCUACCUACCUAUCUCUCUCUAUCUAUCUAUCUUUGCCGAUAACAGACGCGGACAAGUACCACGAGGGAAAAGAUUCCAGGAUUUCAAUACCCCAAGAGAGUCAGUCCAGUGGUGAUUCACGUAGGGAGUGAUUCAGGCAGGUACCUUGUAUUUAUCGCAUCGUGGGACUUUUUAUUUAUCUAUUUCGGUGGUGAUAAGCCGAGCAGAACACUGCCAAUCAUUCAUCGUUUUCCCUCCACCCCAAAAAUAAUAUCAUCGCCAUAGCCCUAUCAACAACACCAAAAGAGGACCCUCAACGCCAAAACAAUUGGCCAUAGCACCUGAUCCCGUGAUUGAUUCUACCUGCGGGAAGGAUCAAACACAGCUUGCCAUUGAAAUUGAUCUGAAUCCAUUUCAAGUCGCCUAUUUGGAAGGUGAGUUUCGUCCCCAAUCAAAGGGAAAUCUUGAUAUCUCGAAAAUUUCAGAUCCACCAUCUGAAAAGCUGCUUGCUAUUUGCUAUCCUCGGCUUUCCUUUUUGGAUUUGUACUCAUUGUCGCGGUUGCGUGUCACACUGGCAUAAAGCUGCAGUAACUAUGCAAAACAAGCCAGUUACUGCUACAGCUACGGCUACUUUGAUCAUUCAAAGCAAAAGAGGAAAACUACGUUACUUUAUACACGAAAUUUCUUAGAACUAACUAACAUUUAUCUUGUCUUCUUCUUUUAGCUAGCCAAUUCAAAGACAAAACAAUAGAUUGAUUAGAUCGAUCGGACAAAGUUCCAAUUCUUACAAAUUCCAAUACCAAUAAUUCACAUCUCAGACUCGGAUUGGGAUUCUUGAACCGACUGCAAUACGAAUAACAGCUUCAAAGCUUUUAAGCUAUCUAACCUAUCUACUACCCAGUAGUUUGAACUACCCCGACAAUCCGAACAGUCCGAGCAGUCCAGCCCCUCACAUCAACACCUAACCUUACAAAUCUUCAGCCAAUACCCAUAAGGUACAAUAAAAGUAAGCACCCCUCAAAGUUCAAACUGCUACAGCUACAGCUACAGCCGCACCAUCCUACUCCACCUCAAAGUCAAAGCUCUUGUUACAUUUAUUAAUACAUACGACUAGAUACAACUCAUACUCACUUACAUAUCAACGCGCAACACAAACCACCUGUUUGUGACUCAAUUUAUCUAUCUGGGACUAGAUUCAAUUCAAAAAUACGUCACGUCAUCUUAAUUGAAUAAUAUUCCCAAUUCUUUUUCAUUUAUUACCGGUAAAGUGAGAGGGAAAAAAAACUCAGUGAACCAGGUAAGCUUAGUUUUGCAUGACCUCCACACCUCCACAUGCAUUGCCAGCGCAUCACUGGUCAAAGGCCAAAAAAAAAUAACAUCGGGUCCCAACCCUUCCCCUCCCAAUCAUUCCAAUCAUUCUGAAGCUUGAUUUAAAUUUAACCAUUCAUCAUAACUAACUUCUCUGGUUGGAUAGUGAAAUACCACAAAGUCAAUAUUUACUAGAGAAAAGUUUCGUUACUCAAAGAGUGGCUCGCGAAAUAGCUAGAUACCACAAAAGGUUGUUCAACAUCUAUCUUUGAAUAACUUCAACCCGAUAUUCUCACGUGGGGUGACCAACUUUCGAGCCUAAUACGCCGCAAGCCUCACUUGAGUACCUUUCGUUUACAUCAGCUUGCAUAUGCUGUGCUGCGGUCAAUUACGGUGUACACCUACCAUAUUGCUUGCCAGCACAUCCACGCAUACCAAGUCGACGGUUGACGAGCAGGCUUAGGCACUAGCUCGGUGACGGCCACCUGGGACUCUUGCGACAGCAUUGCCAACGCGUUAUUCCGGGUCAUCGAAACUUCGGAUUUACAUCAUAAUACCCAACUCCAUUCAUAACUAAACUCGGUGAACUCGAUAGCACCUUUCUUGUCGCUUUCUACACCUAUCAAGAACUCUCUCUUAAUUGCUUCGACGCGUCGCAAGCUUCACCGCAAUCGCAAUCUAGACGAUUGAAAUCUCCACUUCUUUACAAAAUCCUCUUACGGAAUCAAAUCUAUACAAAUGAUGGAGUACGCGCAUUAUCAGCAACCGCCGCAAGGCCAGCAUAAUCAUACACAGACGCAUAUUCAAGGUGGAUAUUCAAAUUCCGGUCAACACUCAAAUCCUGGAGCUCCAAUUACUUCCCCAUCUCAACAACAACCAUCGGUCCAUUCGCAGCAUGGUGUUCAACAAUCUCCAAUUCUUUCUUCGCAGUCGCAGCAAGGAGGACCCAAUGCGGGACACAUGCAGCAACACACAAUGGGAUACCAACCAGCAUACCCAAUACCACAGAUGAACAUGCAAUAUGGCGGCAAUCCGAUUACUCCUCAAGCAGCAGCAAUGGCAGCAACUAAUGCAGCCGCUGGUAACUAUCCUUAUAGUAUCCCCGACUCAAGCUUGCCCCAAACAUCGCCAAGAAUAGGUGCGGGUAUCAAUGUGAAGAAGGAAAGAGUACCGCGAUCACCAACACAGGCCGGCAUCAAUAAUCAAAUUGCUCAAAAUCGUCGCAUGAGUACGCAACAAGUCGGUAGUCCCGCCGUACCUAAUGCGCAACCUCAUAUGAACCAUGCGCCUCGGUCAUCGGUUUCAGGACCUUCCAUGUCAGGACCACCCAUGUCGGCACCGCCACCACCACACCCUCAAUCCCCUGAACUUGUAUCAGGAGCAAUUGAGGAAUCACCUUUGUAUGUCAACGCAAAGCAAUUUCAUCGUAUUUUGAAGCGUCGCGUGGCGAGACAGAGAUUAGAGGAAGCCCUACGAUUGACUUCAAAGGGUAGGAAGCCGUAUUUACACGAGAGUAGACAUAACCACGCGAUGAGAAGACCCAGAGGUCCUGGUGGUCGAUUCUUAACAGCAGAUGAGGUUGCAGAAAUUGAAAGAACAAAGGGUGAUGGUGGAGAUGAAAAUGAUAAAACGUUAGAAACACCGGCGAAGGGCAUUUCUAGUGUGGGUGCUGGUUCGGGAACUAAGCGAAAAGCCGAUUCCGAUAAUCACACUCCUAGUAAGAAAGCUAAAUUGGUGGCUGCAGCAAGAAGCAGUGCCGAGGAAGAUGAUGAGGAUGAGGAUGAUGCGGAAGAUGAUGGAUGAAUAUGUAACUGAAAAUUCUUUCUUUCAUGCCAUUCAUCAUUCUAAAGCUCAAUUGUUUAUUUAUGAUAUCACGACAGCGAUUGUUUUUUGACCUACAAUUGUGUUUCUAACACUUCAUUACUUCAUUAGCGAUUUUAGGGGCCUGGUUUUUCAUGUAUGGGUUGCACUUUGGAUAUGAAUGGGUUUUUCAUGUCACAAUGUGAGGAUGUGCCUAAUUUCAGGCUGGCAGGAGUUUUCUCACAGAUUUUCUUUUCGGGUCUCUAGGGUGGCUUUUAUAUUUGCUUGGAUGGAAGGAAUGGGGCCAAUUCAAUUGGGAGGAUAGGAAUAUCAUAUGGAGGUGUGGUAGAUGGAUGCAAGAUGAAAGUAUGACAUUGAGAUGAAGGAAAGAAUUCAGAUAAAAAUAUGAGGAAGCUAGGGACUGCAUAUGGACGGUAACCUUUGAGAUAGUGUGGCUACACGGGACAUUCGCUUCUCUUUACAUUUCUUUUUUGAUUCCCAACUUUAUGAAGUACAUUACAACACAGCGACAGCUUCUCUUUUUUUUAAAUUUCAACUUGCAAGAGAUCCAAAAUCAACAAAAUUUCACUUUAUUGCAAACACUUUUUGUUCUUCCUUGUAAAUUCAUGUCUUCCAAAUAUAAAACUUUCUUCUUUGAUAUGUUACCUAUGAUGUAGUAUAUUAUUAUAUUGCAGUGGCCUAUU